Molecule: messenger RNA, 1503 nt
Organism: Fusarium poae
Lineage: Eukaryota; Fungi; Ascomycota; Sordariomycetes; Hypocreales; Nectriaceae
Exons: 1
Coding region: 1-1503 (500 amino acids)
Molecular function (GO): oxidoreductase activity; FAD binding
Source: RefSeq, a predicted model, not a curated record
AUGGAAUCUCCACGCUCCCUUCGACGCCUCGCUGUCGCCCUCCUUUCUUUCACUCCUACUGUCCUAGCCCAGAACAAGGCUGAUGUCAUCUCGAAGUGUCUUGACGGGGCCGGCGUUCGAAAUGUCAUCGACACUGACAGCACCUGGGCACAGGAAGCAGUAAUGUUCCAGAAGCGUUACAAGCCUGAUCCUGAAGCUAUUGCCUUCCCUGAGAACAGAGACGAAGUCGCUUCCGCACUCAAAUGUGCUCGCGAAUCAAAGGUCAAGGCCAAUGCUCUUGGACCUGCGCACUCAUUUCAGGGCAAUGGCUUUGGAAACCCUGGCAACUUGGUUAUUAACAUGGCUGCUUUCGACGAGGUCAGCUAUGAUGAGAAGUCUACCAUCCUUACCUUUGGUGGAGGUACCCAUGUCGGCCCUGUUCAAAAAUACCUCUGGGAUACUGCUGGCCGUCACGUUCCGCAUGUCCGCGGUGCUCACGUCGGAGUCACAGGCAGUAGUAUAGGUGGGGGCUUUGGAACGACAUCCAGAUACCUGGGAACUCCUAUGGAUAAUCUUGUUGAGAUCGAGCUGAUGCUCUUUGACGGUUCUAUUGUCAAUGUGAAGAAGGGCCACGAUCUGUUCUGGGCUUCUCAAGGCGCUGGAGCAUCGUUUGGUAUCAUUCUCUCCGCCAAGACCAAGACUUUCAAACCCCAGUUCGACAAGGCUAUCAACUUCACCUUGACGAUGGGAGAUCUAACCCCCGAGGCUGGCGCAAAGGCUCUCGUGGCCAUCCAGGAGUACUCUCUUAGCAAGGACUGCCCUGACACGUGGGCUUUCCGAUGGAACAUCAUGGCUCCUCCUUAUGAUGGCAUUGGAUACUUCUAUGGUAACCCUGCUUCGUUUGACAGCGUCAUGGCUCCUCUUGUCAAGAAACUCAAGGCCAUCAGCUCCAAUACUGCCGUCAAGAGUACUGUUCUUCCCUGGUGGGAUCUCGAGGUUGCUAUCGCUGGACCGGGAAUGAAUUCACCCACCGGAGGAUUUCUUGGGGGACGAUCUUUCUACACUCAAUCUCUCGCCACUACCACUGACCACCCUCUCACUGUCAAGCAAGCCCAGAUCCUCUUUGAGGGCACCACUCUGGCUUUCAACCGCACCGACAUGACAAAGUUCGGAUACAUGGAUCUCUGGGGCGGUGUCUCCCGCUCUAUCAAGGAUAGCGACACUGCAUAUGCCCAUGGCAAGAAUCUUUGGUUGAUUCGUUGGGACGCCAAUGCCAUUGGCCCAUCCUACCCUAGUGAUGGUAUUAGCUACAUGAGAGCUUCCAUGAAGCCCUUCGAGGACUCACUUGUCAAGGGUGGUGCUAAGCUCCGUGGCUUCGUCAACUAUGCUGAUACGGAGCUUACCCAAACAGAAUGGAGUUCUCGCCUGUACGGCGGCAACUAUGAGCGUCUCAAGCAGAUCAAGGCUCGAUAUGAUCCUGAGGGUCUGUUUAUUAACCACAAGCAGUCAAUUCCUCUGCCUUGA